Penicillium waksmanii is the source of this 330-nucleotide messenger RNA. RefSeq lists its product as uncharacterized. Lineage: Eukaryota; Fungi; Ascomycota; Eurotiomycetes; Eurotiales; Aspergillaceae. The transcript is spliced from 3 exons. The record is from RefSeq and is a predicted model, not a curated record. The coding region runs from base 1 to 330 and encodes 109 amino acids.
AUGGCCAAAUCCAAAGUCCUCCCCCUCAUCCUCCUCCUCAUCUUCGUCGGCAUCCUUGCCGCCGUCGGCUUCGUCGUCUACAGCAUCGUCCAGGGCGUGAGCAAGACCACGCGCGAGAAGAUGGAGAAGAAAAACGUCGUCUUCACCAAGGAUGGCAUGAAGGUGAACGUGAAGGAGAUCAAGGACGAGGCAUAUAAGGAUCGCACGCAGAGUGUCCUCGUCAACAUGUGGAACCACACUUCCUUCCCCGCGUACAAGAGCCGUCUUUGGGAUAUGCAGGGCCAGGAGGAGAAGCCCGGAGCUGAGAAGCGCAAGCCGUACUCAAAGUAA